UAAGAAUGAAUGAAGGACAUGAAUCAAUAGGUCAAAAGUCUUGAAUGUCUUAAUCAAUAUGGAAAAAGAUGACCGGAGUGGUGGAAUUAAUUCAUAAUGCUUUUGCCUUUUCGAAUAGAAAAUGGGGCAUGUUGAUUUUGUCAAUGUGAAAGCUUAUUAAUUGUUUUGAACAUUUAUGGAAAAAAACAUUGAGGUAGAAACAAUGAACAGUCAUGUAUAUAAUACAACAAUGAAGUUUGAAGAGUGCAGGUGAUAAAAGUUGGGUGAUUCUCUAAUCUCUUCAGUUGGAAUUUGAAAUGAUUCUCGUCUUCCUUUUCGUUUUCGUUUCUCCCUCUUGUUUACAACUCAUUCAUUCUUCUUCAGACAAAAAUGUUUCUACGCCUAUCUGCCCAGAAAGUUUCGCUUGCCCAAGUUUGGCCACGUUCAAGUACCCAUUUUACAAUGUCACUGACACGCGAUGUGGGUUGAUCAAGGUCAACUGUAUUUCCAAUGGUGCAGAGAUUCAAUUUGGAGGACGGCCGUAUGAGAUUACUAGGUAUUUAAACUAUGAUCCAAGUUAUGGUGCUUUACUCGUCUGGAGCAGAACAUUUGACCAGCUUGUAAACAAUAACAGCUGUGAGGCGCUUAUGAAUAAUCUCACUUCUCCAAGUCCAAGCCCUCUUAUGUAUAACAUUUCAAUAGCUUCCUUCAUCAAUGUGCUCAAAUGCACAAAAAAUCACACUUACUUCGAGCACCAUAAUUACAGUAUGUACGACAAGUGCAGCGAUCACAACUUCUACUACAACUCGAAUGGAACAAUUCCAAGUGACUUCCCACAUACAUGUCAAGUAGUGCAACUAACUUCAAAAAACUUAAGUACUCAGGGAUUUGAUGAAACUAACAUAUUUUCUCUUCUGUCUGGUUCCUCCUUUAUAAACUUUAAUUUGUCGCCUUUUUGUUACGACUGCCAGAAAAAAGGGCAACAGUGUUUUACAGAUAGUGAAGAUGAUGUUCAGUGUUUAGACGUCAAAAAGGUACAACCAGGCAGAGAAGCAUCGAAUCAGAAAAAACAAGGCAAAGGACGAACGAUUAAGAUUUUGGCUAUAGUUGGAGCAGUCUUAAUCCUCAUAAUGUCUUUGGUCAUCUUCAUAAUCUGGCGUCGCUGUAAGAGCAGCCCUUUUUCUUAUGUUUCAUCAAAGAAAAAAUCUCCAAACUUUGAAGAUAUAAAUCUCUCCUGUGGUGUCUCUGUAUUCUCCUAUAAGGAGCUUGAAGAUGCCACCAAAAAUUUCGACCCUUCGCGUGAACUAGGGGAUGGAGGUUUCGGAGCUGUUUAUUAUGGUAAACUCAAAGACGGCCGAGAAGUUGCAGUGAAGAAACUUCAUGAGCACAACUACAACCGAGUCCAACAAUUCAGAAAUGAGAUUGAAAUCCUCACCAAAUUAAGGCACCCGAAUCUUGUCGUUCUUUACGGUUGCACCUCUAGACAAAGCCAUGAACUUCUCCUCGUUUAUGAGUACGUUCCCAACGGAACUGUUGCCGAUCACCUGCAUGGAGAACAAGCAAAUCCAACUCUCCUAACAUGGCCAACACGGAUGAACAUUGCCAUAGAAACCGCGAGCGCACUGGUGUACCUUCAUGCUUCUGAAAUCAUACACCGAGAUGUAAAGACGACCAACAUUCUUCUUGAUCACAAUUUUGGUGUUAAAGUUGCAGAUUUUGGCCUCUCAAGGCUUAUAACGAAUAAUGUCGCUCAUUUGUCAACAGCUCCUCAGGGAACCCCAGGAUACGUGGAUCCACAAUAUCAUCAACGCUAUCAAUUAACAGAUAAGAGUGAUGUUUACAGCUUUGGAGUAGUCUUGAUUGAACUAAUAUCAUCAAUGGUGGCUGUCGACUUAGACAGGUCUCCAGAUGAGAUUAGUUUAGCUAACCUAGCUUUAAACAAAAUCCAAAGAUCCGCAAUUGAUGAACUAAUCGACCCGGUUCUAAGAUCCGAUACGAAUCCUAAAACUAUGAACAUGAUCACAUUAGUAGCAGAAUUGGCUUUUCGGUGUUUACAGUAUGAUUCAGAUAUGAGGCCUUCAAUGAAUGAGGUGCUGGAUGUGUUGAUGGAUAUUCAAACCGUGGGUAGAAUAGACAUUUAUGACAGUAUCGGAGACUUUCAAACUGUGAAUGUGCCGCCUUUACCUGAGACCAAUGAAACCAAUGAUGCAGUGGUUUUGCUGAAAGAUUUUCGGCCUUCGCCAGUCUCUGUCACUUACGAAUGGCAAAGCAGUAGCAGUGCAUCAUCUACGCUAAGCAGCAUUGGAGAUAGAUUGCCAAGGAAGAAUGAUAUCAAUACAGUGAAAACCCAUGGGGAACAAGGAUGACAUGGGAGAUUGUGAGCCCCUUUUUUUUCAAGGAAAUCACACGUUAAGCAUGACAUACAUGGAAUCGUCCUACUUCUACUCAUGUAUCAUACUUUUUCCAUUAGCGCAACAUAUAUGUAAUUACACUAUUGCUUAUCAUACUUUUUUCAUUAGCGCAACAUAUAUGUAUUCUAGCCAUUGGAUACAUACCAUGAUGUCAUUGAAUAAUAUAACAAAAAAAGUGUUUUGUAUAGUAUAAAGUAAAAGCUUGAGAGCUCGCUUUAUAUUU
Helianthus annuus (common sunflower) is the source of this 2613-nucleotide messenger RNA. RefSeq names its product LEAF RUST 10 DISEASE-RESISTANCE LOCUS RECEPTOR-LIKE PROTEIN KINASE-like 1.1. The coding region runs from base 297 to 2345 and encodes 682 amino acids. The transcript is spliced from 5 exons. NCBI's taxonomy places the organism in Eukaryota, Viridiplantae, Streptophyta, Magnoliopsida, Asterales, Asteraceae. The record is from RefSeq and is a predicted model, not a curated record. Gene Ontology annotation, biological process: protein phosphorylation. Gene Ontology annotation, molecular function: ATP binding; protein kinase activity.